Tachysurus fulvidraco (yellow catfish) is the source of this 2083-nucleotide messenger RNA. RefSeq names its product chemokine (C-C motif) receptor 6b (gene ccr6b). The coding region runs from base 107 to 1216 and encodes 369 amino acids. Gene Ontology annotation, molecular function: chemokine receptor activity. Gene Ontology annotation, biological process: immune response; G protein-coupled receptor signaling pathway; chemotaxis. Gene Ontology annotation, cellular component: membrane. The record is from RefSeq and is a predicted model, not a curated record. The transcript has 2 exons. NCBI's taxonomy places the organism in Eukaryota, Metazoa, Chordata, Actinopteri, Siluriformes, Bagridae.
AGACAAACACCAAAGAGGAGAGGGUUGAACUUCAUCAUAAAACCUUUUACGUCGGUGGUGUCAGCCACACAACUGGAUCCAGGACAGCACUCUUCUGAAAAAGAAAAUGGACAAACAGACCACAUUAUCAGAUGGGCUGUCUACAAUGCUGGAUGAUUAUAUCUAUACUGACUACAUGGACGAUGGUGAAUUGUGUGACAUUAAAAGCAACUAUAAACAUGAGGUGACAUACCAAAUAUACGCCAUCAUUUGUGCGCUUGGUCUCCUGGGCAAUAUUCUAGUCCUUGUCACAUAUGCAUUUUAUAAAAAAGCCAAGUCUAUGACAGAUAUCUAUCUAGUAAACGUGGCCGUGGCAGACCUCCUGUUUGUCCUUGCCUUGCCUCUGAUCAUAUAUAAUGAGCAGUAUAACUGGGUCAUGGGUACCUGGGCUUGUAAGGUACUACGAGGGAGCUACAGUAUAAACCUUUACAGCAGUUUGCUCCUGUUGGCUUGCAUCAGCGGAGACCGUUAUGUUGCCAUCGUUAAAGCACGACGUUCGUUUGGAAUUCGCUCAAGAGCCCAGAUAUACAGCCGUUUGAUCUGCAUAAUAAUAUGGCUGUUUGCUCUUCUGUUAUCCACGCCAACGUUCAUAUACUCAGAUCUAGGAGAGGAGUAUGCUAAUAUAACGAUAGAAAUUGAGUGUAGCUUGACCUUUGAGUCUACUGACACAGCACAUCUGAUGAAAGUCCUCCUGCCUAGCAUGCAGGUGUCUGUGGGAUUCUUCAUCCCUCUGCUGGUGAUGGGCUUCUGCUACUGCAACGUUAUUUACACUCUACUCAGGGCACAAAAUUACCAAAGGCACAAGGCAUUGCGUGUGAUUCUGGCUGUAGUUCUGGUGUUCAUUGUCUGCCACUUGCCCUAUAAUGUCAUCCUCUUGAGGCACACAACUAGGCUGUUCAAACAGAGAGACUGUGACACAGAACAGAAAAUCCACUUGGCUUUGUCUGUGACUAGAAGUUUGGCGUAUCUCCACUGCUGCCUCAAUCCUAUCCUUUACGCAUUCAUCGGGGUCAAUUUCAGGAAUCAUUUCAGCAAGAUUCUUGAGGAUUUGUGGUGCUUAGGGAAAAAGUACUUCUCUUCCAGACCAUCCUCACAGCAGACUUCAGAAAUGUACAUUCCAGCACAAAAGUCCAUCACUGCAGAAAAUCAUGCAAAUCCCUCCUCCUUUACAAUGUGAGGUGCAGUAUAAUGCAAUAAUGUGAUUAUUAUUGUCAACCUGAAACUUUGAGGUCACCUGGAAUUUGCCAGGAGUAAGUUCAGAUGAUUUAAUGUAUAUAUGUAUAUAGUCAUGUUGAUUUUAUUUUUCUGGGCUCUAAAGCCACAAAAGACAGUCCCGGUCUGGAUAUUUGUUCUGUCUUGAUAUAAUGAUUGUUUAUUUCACUUUUGAGUAUGAUUAUUUCUUAUAUUAGUAGGACACUUGUUCCAGAAGUUUUUUUUUUCUUAAAAUGUGUUUUUUACUCUUUAUGUCCCAUUGUUGUGUAACUGAUCUACCAAACAGAAACCAUACAUCUUUUAGACAUGUAUACAGUAAGUGGAAGCCUGGGAAAACCCUUCUCAUGGUGCCAAUUUGACAUUUCCUCCUAUACGGAGCUCUGAAAUCUACAACACUGUCUGCAACUGUGUCUGCAACUCAAUCAGAAGCAACCUAAAUUAAAAAAAAAAAGUCAAAAGGUAUAAUAUUGACCAUAGAACCGAAAUAUCACAGAAAAUUUUGCUUGUGUUUGUUUUGCUAUGGCAUGUAACUUGAUUAAAGGUUUAAAUCAUAUUAAACCAGACCACCAUUCUAUAAUGACUUCUUAUCCAGCAUGAAAUUUAUAUGACAGUCCAGGUGAAGUUGGAAAACAUGAAAUGCAUGUAUGUUUUCUUAAUGUUGUGGUGUCAAAUUGAGAUACAAUCAGAAAAAACAUUUUAGCCUAAGCAUAAUUUUUUGCUUUAUUUGGCUGUUUUAACUACUGUAAUACUCUCACUUUAAUGGAAUUAGUGUGCAGUGCACAUCAUUUGUACAGCUGUUUUUGUCUAAUAAAACUAAACCGCAGUGACAGUU